This is a messenger RNA of Paramecium octaurelia, 759 nucleotides long. NCBI's taxonomy places the organism in Eukaryota, Ciliophora, Oligohymenophorea, Peniculida, Parameciidae. The record is from the annotation of a GenBank genome assembly.
AUGAAUUAAUGUCAAUCUUUUCGAAUUUACAUUAAAACUUCUGACUGGAAUAAUUACUUCAAGUUCAAGAGUGCAAGUCAUCAAGAAGAAUUUCAGGUAGCUUCCAACAAAAAAAGAUAUUUUGUUCGAUCAUUGUAAUUAAUUAAUUGAGAUAUUUUAAUUUCAAUAAUUGUGUUUUGUAUAUAAAAAUAAUUCAAGAUUAAAGAAGACAUUUACUUCUUCCAUCAACAUCUUAAUGAGACACAAAAACUAAUUUUAGUUGAAGAAUGGAAAAACUUAGAGUAUUUAUUCGACUGAAUCAACAAUUCAAACACCUUCUAGAUAGUUGUCACCUAAAUCACCAUAGAUUUGGACCUCAUCUGCUUUAUCAUACUCAAGUAUUCUUCAUCAAAUUAUUUAAUAGAUCUUCCAAUCUAAUCUGAUGUACAAUAUCAAGCAAAAAUUAAGGAGCUUUUAGAAGAAAAUUAAAAGUUGGUUCAGAAAAGCUCUGCUCAAGAUUUAAUCAUUAAUAAAUUGUAGCAGAUGGAAGAAUAGGAACCAAUACGAUCAAGCAGAGUUAAUACUUUAAAUAAUGCACGAUAUAAUGACAAGAAAUAAAUGAUGAAAAUUUAAAAACCUAUUUACACAAGAGAAAGAGAGAGCAAAGAUGAUAAAAUGCUAUUUACUUUCUUUAGUCCAGAACCAAAUUAGAAAACUAGUGUAUGUAAACUUCCAAAAGUGUUUUAAGUGAUGCCGAAAAAAAGAAAAUAUUUUAUCUGA